AUGCCUCAAUAUAUGUUAAAAUGUGUGUUAGUCAAUGAUGGUUCCACUGCACUACACAGUGCUGCAAGUACAGGAAAUACAGAAAUGGUCCAAUUGCUUAUUGAUAAUGGAAUCGAGAUCAAUUUUCAGAACAAGGAUGGUUCGACUAUACUGUUUGACGCUACAUUAAAAGGAAAGACAGACAUCGUCCACUGGCUUAUUGACAAGGGUAUUGAUAUUAAUGUAAUGGACACGGAUGGUUCCACUGCACUACACAUUGCUGCAAGUAAAGGAAAUACAGAAAUUGUUCAAUUACUUAUUGAUAAUGGAAUCGAGAUCAAUGCUCAGAACAAGGAUGGAAAUACCGCGCUACAUUUGGCUGUCGAAAGACAAAGCGAUGUGAUGACAACUCUUUUAUUAAACAGAGGUUGUAAUCCAAACAUACAAAAUAUAUAUGAGCAGACCCCGAUGGAUAAACCAACCAGCAAUAAGAAAUUAAGACAGGUAUUUAAGGAUUAUAAAUCACGCUUGCCUGGUCUUCCAAUUGAAAUUCAAAAGCUAGACAAAAAAUCUGCGCAAGUUUUUUCCAGUCUGUUGGGAGAAGAAAGUUAUCCACACUUUGAAUCAAGAGUAAUGUUAGCUGGAGAACAGGGCACAGGAAAGACAACUAUAGCGAGGUAUCUUGUUGGUAAACGGCCAACGCGAUUCAGGAUGUCAACAGAUGGGAUAGAAUUAUACAAUGGUCUUUCAUAUAUGGACAUUGAAAAGAAGGAAUGGCUUGGUGGAGAGCAAGAUUUUUCCCUGGAAGAAAUCACCGUUAGCAGAUCCCUUUUACAAGAAGACAAAAGAAAAAAGAAUAUUAAGUUACAAGAUAGAUCGUCAACCAGUCAAGAUUUAUCAUGUAUGACGGAGGACGCAUCAAUACGGGAUAGCGAAGAUGAUAUCAAUUAUAAAUCAAAUGAAUCAACAUCGUCAAAUGCCUCUUCAUCCACUCAAAGCUCCGUGACAACAUAUCAAAAUGUCAAAACCCUGCCAGAGCAUCACUUUAAAACUUUACUGGAUGAUGCUGGAGGUACGGGUAUACAUAUAAACAAGAAAUCACCAGGUCAUGAUUCAGGACAGAUAUCGGAAAUACAAGACAAAGACGAUGCCAUUGAGACAGCUGUGCUAGCUAAACUCUCUAGUUCAGAACGGCAAUCAGAGAGCUUAGUUGUUGGUGGAAACAUUGCAGUUGACUCUGUCAAUAUAAAUAAACGAGUAGCACAAAAUUAUUCAACUGGAAAAGAAAAUACUGAUGCUGCGAAUGAUAAACAAAUAUUUGAAGCUUCGUUUGAUAAAUUAACACCACGGAACGAUUCCCAUGAUGCUUCUAUAGCAUGUAUAGAGUCAGGUUUCGCUGGUGAUUUGCAUAUAGAAACUGUUACUGAACGUGGAGUUAUCAGAAAGCUAAAACGAUUCUUUGGUAUUACCAAACAAGUCAAAGAAGUUAAAGUGUCUAUAACUAAGGAAAAAUUGUUAGAGAAGUCCUCUAAAGUCGGAAAAAAGAAGUUACACAAGAAAAAUAUAGCACCUAUUAUAAUCUGGGAUUUUGGUGGGCAGGAUGUUUUCUAUUCAACUCAUCAGACAUUUCUGACAUACAGAGCUAUAUACAUAAUUGUAUUGGAUGGAAGUAGAAAACUUGAUGAUCCCUGUCCGUUUGAACAGUACCUUCCAGGAAAGAGUGGACAUAAAACCUCAAGAGAUUAUCUGCUAUUCUGGAUCAACACCAUUGUAACAUACUGUAAAGGAAGUAUCCAGGGGUUUCCUAAAAUUAUGGUUCUUUUAACUCACAAAGAUCAGGUAUCCCCUAGUGAGGUUGAACAAAGACGACAUGACAUAUUUGAAGAAAUCUACAAGAUGUUUCACAAAACGCCAUUGAUGAAACAAUUGGUGAUUGAUGAUGCAAUAUUUGUAAACGCUAAAGACAAAUAUGACCCCGAAAUGGAGAAGAUAAAGACCGCCAUCAUCAGGGAAUCUGAGACGCAGCCAACAUGGGGCGAAUCUCUCCCAAAAUGCUUUAUCCCUUUAGAGUUAGAAUUUGCAUCACUAAUCAGACGAAAUAUUUCUCUAAUUACGCUAGACCAUCUAGAGAAAAUAAACUCUAUGCAGCCUAUUAGAACGUUGUCAAAAUCUGAGUUGAAGGUAUUUCUGAAAUUUCAACAUUCAAUUGGAAAGUUAUUAUACUUUGAUGAACAUAAAUUGGCAGACCGUAUUAUUUUGUCUCCCACACUUCUCAUCGAUGCAUUUAAAUCAAUUGUUACAGAUAGGCGCUUUUGUGAGGGAGACAAGAAACGAGAGGAAAUAUGGGAUGCAAUGGGCAAGAAAGGGGUGGUAUCAAAACAAGCAAUAGAGAGCGUUUGGAAGGGAAAGAAAUAUGCAAUAUUUUACAAAGACAAAGAUUAUCUAUUAAAUGUCAUGACCUAUCUGGAUAUAUUGGUCGAACCAAAGAGAUAUGGUUCUGAUCACAAACGUAUCACUGCUGAUUUCUACUAUGUUGCAAGUAUGGUUCGAGCUAUAGAUGAAUCUGGGUACCUUCAAUCUGCUGACAUCACCAAACGAAAUAUUGCUAUAGCCUUUCUUUCGUCUUCAAUGAUGAUACCUCCAGCAUUAUCAUUCAGAUUUAUCAGUUACUGUUUGCAUGUUUGGGCGGUGAAGACCUAUGGAGAGACCAACAGGGACAUGCUGUUCCAUAGGUCAGGGGUUUUCACUGUUGAUCCUUAUGUUGAUAUGUAUGUUCUCUGUGAAGAUGAGAGGAUUGUUGUACGUCUCGUCCAUGCUGAAACAAACACACUUAUAAUGAGGGAUAUGGCGUCCAGCGUAAACGAAUGUUUGGUAUCUGCCUUGGAAAAAAUCAGUCAGUUGUAUAUCAAAACAAGUAGCGAUGAGAGUCAACACAUUGAUGCGUCCUUUAUCACCAGCAUAUGUUGUAACUCACCAGAUAAUCCAUGUACCCUACCGUUACCAAGAUUAGCAAACAUUGACAACAUCUGGACAUGUCCGUCUCAUGGUAUUGAACACAACAUACAUACAAUCACAUCGUGGUUUGCAAGAAAGGAUCAAGAAGAUUGUGAACCAGGGUGCCCAGUUACAAAUGCUGACUUUUUGAAAGUGACGCCAUCAGAUCUACACCUACGUCGUUUGUCAUUAUUGUUUAGAAAAAAUGAAGUCAGGGAAACAGCAAUCAAAUUGGGAUUGUCAACCAAGGACAUAGAUAGGAUUCUAGAAUCUGACGAUUCAGUGAAAUGGAAUUUUGAAGUUUUGAGGCGAUGCAGAGACAGUAUUGCAGUGACUUUUAAGCACAUCAAAGAAGCAGUGGAGGCAAGUGACCAAGAGGAUAUUCACAUACUUUGCAAGCUUGUAAAAGCAGAUUCUAUUGAUUUUGAGAAGGACGCAGAUAAAUGGGACACUGUACCAACAGAGGAGCACAUUGACAGAUUGGCUCCAUUGAUUGGAAAUAACUCACUUCCGUUCCUGAUAGAACUUGGAAUGGAGUUUCAGACCUGGGAGCAGAUUACCCACAGGCAAAACGAACGAGACUUGGUAAGACUGAACAAGGACAUUUUAGAAGAAUGGAGAUUCCAGUUUUGCAAGAUGCACAGUUUGAAACCAACUUUGAGGAAUGUCGCAAAUGCAUUCAUUAACAUUGAUAAUAGAAUUGGAACUUAUAUAUAUUCCUCACAAGGAGCUGAUGGAAAUAAAGGAAUUUAA
This is a messenger RNA of Mytilus trossulus (common blue mussel), 3726 nucleotides long. RefSeq lists its product as uncharacterized. The transcript is spliced from 16 exons. The record is from RefSeq and is a predicted model, not a curated record. Gene Ontology annotation, molecular function: protein binding. Bases 1 to 3726 code for a protein of 1241 amino acids. NCBI's taxonomy places the organism in Eukaryota, Metazoa, Mollusca, Bivalvia, Mytilida, Mytilidae.